Messenger RNA from Daktulosphaira vitifoliae (grape phylloxera), 2677 nucleotides. RefSeq names its product CCAAT/enhancer-binding protein (gene slbo). The record is from RefSeq and is a predicted model, not a curated record. Gene Ontology annotation, biological process: regulation of transcription by RNA polymerase II; DNA-templated transcription. The coding region runs from base 527 to 1336 and encodes 269 amino acids. The transcript has 2 exons. NCBI's taxonomy places the organism in Eukaryota, Metazoa, Arthropoda, Insecta, Hemiptera, Phylloxeridae. Gene Ontology annotation, molecular function: DNA-binding transcription factor activity, RNA polymerase II-specific; RNA polymerase II cis-regulatory region sequence-specific DNA binding.
CGUCAUAAUCCUUUUGUUGUGAUGUGGCUAGUGGCCUAAUUAUGACUUCGAAAAGGAUGAGAGGGAGUAUCAUUUAAUCGUUUACUGUAACUGUUGAUUGUAAGAACUAAUGUUAAUAUAGAGGGGGGGUGUCGUAUGAACUAUGCGGCAGUAGCAGCGGCAAUUCAAUCGGCGUGUAUGCCAUCGAGGUCGCGUAACAACUCAACAACUGGUAUCGAUAGUGCGCCCGGGUAGUCGCACGCUAUACACGCGUUCGUACGGUUGUGUUCUGUAGUACAGUCGUCGUUCUAUUUAAUAAGUUACGAUUGAGGUAUUCCACGAGCGUCUUUAGUAUUUCAAUUUUCGAUAUUUAGUUUUUGUGUAAAUAACGGUACUCCAAUAGUAUACAAUGAAGGUCAUAUUUUAUUUUUAUUAUCCAUUUGUGCUUGUUCGGUGACAAAAUUUGUCGGUUUAAUAAUAAAUUCUGUGCGUUUUAAACUAUUUGAACGGCAGUGGAUGAACGAAUGAUCUCGUUGAAUACUGUAUUAUGAAUUCGCCACAAAUGUACGAUACUACUUCUCAAACUCACUCUCAUCAAACUCAUCACCAGCUUACCCAACAGGAGUUGAUGGCAGCUAAAAAAGCACAACUUGGUCAACUUAAAAACAGGUAUGAUAUAUCAGAAUUAUCUACACCUGAAAUAUCGCUAGAUCUUCAAAAUUUAAUCGACGACAGUCAGUUUAGCGAAGGACUAUUUACAGAGAUCCUUCAACAAGGCCAAGUAAAAUUGCCAAAUGGAUCCACUCGUAAUGGAGUAAAUCAAAAUGGAUUUAAUGCUCGGACCACAUUAGCAUAUAUGCCCCAGCCUGUUCAUUACGAAAGUACCCCAACUGCUACUGGAGGACCUAUAAAAGAAGAACCUCCUGAAAAUGUAGAGUUUCGUAAUCAACAACAGCAACAAUACCUUAGUAAUGGUCAAGGUGGUGCAUUUCAGUCACCUGUUUCUGGAGGUGGUAGUAAUGGUUCACAUUUAAAAGCCCAUCAUAACCAUCAUCGAAAGUCAAGCUCUGGUAGUAAUAAGUCUGUAGACAAAAAUACAGAUGAAUACAAAAGACGACGUGAACGAAACAAUAUUGCGGUUCGAAAAAGUCGAGAAAAAGCAAAAAUUCGUAGUCGGGAAACUGAAGAAAAAGUUAAACUAUUAGUUAAAGAAAACGAAAGAUUACAAAAAAGGAUAGAACUACUCAGUGAAGAAUUAAAUGUAUUAAGAUCACUUUUUACAAACGUAGGAGUAUUACCUGAACAUCUUCAUAGGGAGCUUAAUAAACAUUUUGAUGCCUAUCCACAUUUACAGUGAACAUAAGGUUUCAAAAUCAGAAAUAUAUUGUAGUUGAUACCAGUUCAGUUAUAAAAAACCUUCUCAAAAUAACUUUUAUUUUUGUUAUCUGUUAAUUUAGUUUUAUAUAUAUUUAGUAUUAGGUAUGUUUUUUUUCACAGUUUUUAAAAACAAAAAUUUAGGUCUUAAAAUUUGAUGACGAAAAAUAUUUUAAUUGUCGUCAAAUAUGUAAAUAAUAAUAACAAUAAUACCAAAAAUUAAUAAUUUCAUGAGUUCACAGCAGAUUCAGCCUAAUCGAUGGUAAAUAUUUUUUGUCGUUUUUUUUAAUUAGUCAAAUGACUUUUGUUAAGUUGACUGUGCAUUGGUGAAUUAUACAUAAUAUUUUUACAUAACAGUAUUUUAAAAUAUUUGUUUUUACUAACUUCUAUUUUAUAUUAAUAGUAUUUCUUUCAUAUUUUUAAUAUUAUUUAAAAUACCCAUUAUUAAAAAUUUACUAGUUAAAUUUUUAAAGAUAAAUAAGAUUUUGUAAGAAUAAGAAAAAAUAUUUAUACUUUUUUUUUGGUACAAAUUUUUUAUAGUAUAUAUUUUUUACUCAUUUUUUUAUAGCUAUUUGAAACUUAAGCCAUAAGUGUUCAAAUAAUAAAAAUAUACCAAAUUAGUUAAACAUUUGACUUUUUUAAAACUUUGUUACCGUUACUUAAACCAUAAAAUAUAUUACUCAUACCGUGCAUAUAAACAUCUAGAUUAUAAGAGCAGUAAAAUUUAAAUUACUUGAGGUUUAAUAAUAUUUAUUAAUAUAUUUUUAUCAAAAACAAAAAAGAGAAACUUAAUAUUAUUGUGUAAAUAGUAAUUUGUUAUCCUUAUGUUACACACAAGUAUAUGGACUAAGUUUAUAUUUUUAAAAAAGAAAAUACUGUGAUGUCUAAGUGCCUAUUCUCAUAAUCGUCAUUUCAAAUUCACAAAAUAAAAUAAGAUUCUUAAGUUACCCAUGUUAAACAAUAUAGAUUUAUUGAAGGAGACCGGCAAGCCAAAUUAAUUAUUAAAUAAAAAUAAAAUUAGUUACCCAAUAAUAAUUCCUAAUUUAAUAUUGGUUUAAUGUUACCCGUUAAAAAUAAAGUCAAGCUUAAAUUUAAUUUUAAGUUUAAAAUUAAUGUAAUGUUAUGUAAAACAAUACUAUAAUUUUUGUUUUAUUAUAUUUUUAUACGAUCAAAGAAAAUAAUUUUGUUUUUCGUACUAAAUUCUUUAAAAGAUAUUUUUAUACUUAAUAAUAUGAAUUCUUCUACUAUAAUUAUUGUUGUAAGUUAAACAUUUUAAACUGCCUUCGACUUACCUGUGUAAAAUAAUAUGUUCAUAAUUAGUAUU